AUGGCAGACAUGUUGGAACCCAAUACGUCCGUGCCAUGGAUGGGCGUUCUAGGCCCUUUCAUUGCGGUAUUGCCGCUUCUUUAUUCCCUUUAUCGAUACCUCCUGCCGAAGCCCAUUCCUGGAAUCCCUUAUAAUAAAGACGCCACGAAGAUUCUCCUCGGCGAUAUCCCUCAGAGCAAGAAGGAAUCUCCCGGCAAUAUCUUUAACUGGAUCUCAGCCCAGUCUCGUCGCCAUAACAGCCCCAUCUUCCAAAUCUGGCUGGGCCCUUUUACGAAACCUGCUGUCGUCGUUGCCGAUUUCCGCGAGGGCCAGGAUAUUCUUCUGCGCCGAAAGAAGUUUGACCGCUCUAACUUUAUGAUCGCGGCUCCGAAUAUCUACAAGAGUGCCUUGCGCCUCGUAGAUCUCUGGAGAAAGAAAGCGCAUCUUGCCGAUGGGAAGUCAUUUUCAGCAGAGCAUGAUGUCUUCUACGCUGCCCUAGAUGCCGUCUUUGACUUCGGAUUCGGCGACGCUGCCGAGAUGAGGGCGCUUAUUCCUCAACUUGAGGCGUUAGCAACUACCAACGUCGAAGCCUUGCGAAAUGCAGCACUCGACAAAGAGGUGUUGAGCUUUCCAACUGCUCCAAUCCAUCCUGCGCUCGAAGCAACCCUACAGGGUGCAGAUAACAUUGGUGGAGUAGCCGAGACUGGGUUUCCAAGGCUUGCAUGGUCAAUCAUUGGGCUUAUGCCUAGUGUCCGUCGGACAAGAGCUGUACGAGACAAUUUCCUUGUGGAUCAGGUCUUGCAGGCGUCGGAGAGAUUCAAACUCCAAGUUCAGAAUGCUGGCGACGAAGAAAAACAUGUAAAGUCCGCAAUUGACUUGAUGGUUCGACGACUGAACGGUGUUGUGGAGAAAGAAGGCCGCCCUCUCCCCAACUGGAUCGAGACCAUGAGGGACGAGACUUCCGGCUUCAUUGUUGCCGGGCACGACACGACGAGCACGACUCUGUGCUGGGGUCUGAAGUACAUGGCGGAUGAUCAAUCAGUUCAGCAAAGACUCUUCGACAGUCUCCGAAGCUUCCACUCAGCUGCUGCGACCGAAAAUCGACUCCCUACACAUUCCGAGAUUUGCGACGCAAAGAUACCGUAUCUAGACGCAGUCAUUGAAGAGAUGCUUCGACUUGCCCACACAGCAGCCAGCCAGGAUAGAGAUUGCAAAGAGGGCACUAUCAUUCUAGGCCAUGCCAUCCCCAAGGGUACCCUCGUGAUGGUCCCGAACAAGGGUCCCAGUUUCACCGAGCCAGGCUAUGAGAUCGAUGAACGCCUACGUAGUCCAUCUUGCCAAAAAGCAGCCAAGGACUUUGGUCUGAGAGUCUGGGACAGCCACGGGAUGGAGAAGUUCAGACCGGAGCGCAGGCUUAUACGGAAUGAGAACGGCGAGGAUGAGUUCAAUGCUGCUGCUGGUCCAACUCUACCCUUUGGUCUUGGACUUCGAGGCUGUUUUGGACGGAAGUUGGCAUACAUGGAGAUAAAGCUGUUGGUCACCACUCUGGCGUGGUCAUUUGAGUUCCAAAAGUGCCCGGAGAACUUGUCGAGUUACAAGAGCAUUACAAGCCUCACACGGAAGCCUGUUCAGUACUAUGUGCGCUUGAAGCUUCGUUGA
Molecule: messenger RNA, 1638 nt
Organism: Colletotrichum aenigma
Lineage: Eukaryota; Fungi; Ascomycota; Sordariomycetes; Glomerellales; Glomerellaceae
Product: Cytochrome P450 monooxygenase TRI13
Exons: 3
Coding region: 1-1638 (545 amino acids)
Molecular function (GO): oxidoreductase activity, acting on paired donors, with incorporation or reduction of molecular oxygen; heme binding; monooxygenase activity
Source: RefSeq, a predicted model, not a curated record